AUGGAUUUAUUACUUGUUUUUUACAUUUUAUGUGGUAUCACUAGUUUCUCAUUAGCAUUUUUUAUUAAUAACAAAAUAUACAAUAGCAAUAAUAAUAACAAUUACAAUAGCAAUAACAUGAGAAACAACAAUAAUAGCACCCACACUCAAGACCCACACCCAAUUAAUAAUGAUUUAAAUGUAGAAUUAACCCCUAAUCAUCAAGACCCACCAAACGCCUCUACCUCUGCACAAUCAACCUCAGUCUCUGAACCAUCGGCAUCAGUAUCAGCAUCAUCUGCACCUGCUUCAUCUGUUUCAGCACCUGCAUCAGAACCUGCAAUAUCUGCAUCUGCACCAUCUGCAUCAUCUGCACCACCUGCAUCAGAACCUGCAAUAUCUGCAUCUACACCAUCUACAUCAUCUGCACCAUCUGCACCAUCUGCACCACCACCAUAUGCAACAAUAUCUACAUCAUCUACAUCUGCACCUGCACCAAAUGUAUCUGCAUCAGUAUAUGCACCAUCUGAACCAGCAUCAUCUGCACCAGCAUCAUCUUUAUCAGCAUCAGAAUCUGCAUUAUCUGCCUCUGCUCAAAGACCAAUCCCAUUCAUCCAGCUAAUUUGUCAGCAACCCCAACAUCAACAUCCACAACAAUCACAACAACAAAUCCCAUUCAUCCAACGAAUUAGCCAGCAACCCCAACCACAACAACCACAACAAUCACAACAACCAAAAAAAUCACAACAACCAUUUCCAAAGCAACCAAUUCCACAACAACUAUCACAACCACCACCAAACACACAUUUUAUUGAUCAUAAUGUUCAAUAUUAUGAAUCUAUGAAUAUUGACUCUGGGACAGUCAAUACUCAUCAACCACCAGAAGAUAAAGCUAUUAAACGUUUAAAUGAACGUUUGGAGCUCUACAGUUUAGAGAACAGUAGAGUUAUCCCAGGUGAUGGCAAUUGUCAGAUGCAUGCCCUAUCUGACCAAAUUUAUGGCGAUUUAAACCAUAGUAUGGAAAUUAGAAUAGCUAUUGUUACAUGGCUCAUAAAAAAUAAAAACUUAACCCUUUCAAAUGGUGCAAAAUUAUACCAAUUUGCCAAUGCCACUAGUUGGUAUAAAUACUGCAUCCAAAUGGCAAGAAGGGGUACAUGGGGAGACCACUUAACAUUACUCGCCGCUGCUGAAAUUUUCAAAUCUCAAAUUUCCGUUAUUUCAUCAGUUGAAUCUAACAGCAGCUUUUUCAUUGAAAUCACUCCACGUUCAGUUGAAAACUCUAGAGAAAUUAUUUUGUCUCACCAUGCAGAACAACACUAUGGUUCUUUACGCCAAAUUUUAUAA
Messenger RNA from Dictyostelium purpureum, 1323 nucleotides. RefSeq lists its product as uncharacterized. Gene Ontology annotation, molecular function: cysteine-type deubiquitinase activity. Gene Ontology annotation, biological process: protein deubiquitination. The record is from RefSeq and is a predicted model, not a curated record. The coding region runs from base 1 to 1323 and encodes 440 amino acids. The transcript has a single exon. NCBI's taxonomy places the organism in Eukaryota, Evosea, Eumycetozoa, Dictyosteliales, Dictyosteliaceae.